This is a messenger RNA of Macrosiphum euphorbiae (potato aphid), 477 nucleotides long. The record is from the annotation of a GenBank genome assembly. Lineage: Eukaryota; Metazoa; Arthropoda; Insecta; Hemiptera; Aphididae.
AUGGCAAACAAUUUACAAAUUGCCAGCGCCGCUUAUAUUGUUAUGCAUUUAUUAACAAAAAAAAAACAGUCAAGUAUUAAAAAGAGACGAUGGUGGACAACUCAAAUUUUUCGAUCAAGACAAAUAUACAAUGGCACAAGUAUGAUACGUGAUUUAAACUUUCAUACAGACUCUGGUCAGUUUGAAAAUUUUGCAAGAAUGUCACAAGAGGAUUUUGAACACCUUGUAUCGCUACUUACUCCAAUAAUAGCAAAGCAGACUACUCAUUUCAGGGAACCAAUUCCAGUUAAUGAAAGACUUGCAGUGACACUGAGAUUCUUAGCAACGGGUGAAUCGUAUACAAGCCUUCAAUACGUAUUUAAAAUUUCAAAGCAAUGUAUUUCAUUAAUAGUUCCUGAGGUUUGCCAAUCACUUAUUGAAGUGUUGAAAGAAUAUGUCAAGGUAAUUAUAAAUACUUUUAUAAAUAAUUCUAAAUAA